This is a messenger RNA of Saccharomyces kudriavzevii IFO 1802, 1653 nucleotides long. It is a transcript of the gene SMF2, whose product is annotated as divalent metal ion transporter SMF2. Bases 1 to 1653 code for a protein of 550 amino acids. The record is from RefSeq and is a predicted model, not a curated record. The transcript has a single exon. Gene Ontology annotation, biological process: iron ion transport; intracellular manganese ion homeostasis. Gene Ontology annotation, cellular component: plasma membrane. Gene Ontology annotation, molecular function: cadmium ion transmembrane transporter activity; manganese ion transmembrane transporter activity. Lineage: Eukaryota; Fungi; Ascomycota; Saccharomycetes; Saccharomycetales; Saccharomycetaceae.
AUGGUGUCCCAAGAAUAUGAGCCUAUCCAACGGAGCAAUGAAUUCCAAACAGACAGUAAUACCACCAAGCCUGCAUAUGAUGACGAAAAUAGCAGACAUGAGUUGCCUCGCCGCACAACGUUGCGGCCAGACUCCACAUCCUGGAGUAUAAUCGGAACAUUGAGAAAGUACGCAAAGUUCAUUGGACCUGGUUUAAUGGUCUCUGUAUCAUAUAUGGACCCUGGUAACUAUAGUACGGCUGUGGCAGCAGGUUCUGCUCAUCGGUACAAGCUUUUAUUUUCGGUCCUAGUUUCUAAUUUCAUGGCAGCAUUUUGGCAGUACCUUUGCGCCAGGUUAGGCGCCGUAACGGGUCUAGAUUUGGCUCAAAAUUGUAAGAAACAUCUGCCUUCUGGACUCAACAUUUCCCUUUACAUCCUUGCCGAAAUGGCCAUUAUUGCGACGGAUUUGGCAGAAGUGGUGGGAACUGCCAUUUCGUUGAAUAUACUUUUCCACAUACCACUCGCCUUGGGUGUCAUUCUUACUGUGGUGGACGUCUUGAUUGUUCUGCUCGCCUACAAGCCUAAUGGAUCUAUGAAAGGUAUCAGAAUAUUUGAGGCGUUUGUUUCCUUAUUAGUGGUUCUUACCGUAGUCUGCUUUACGGUGGAAUUAUUUUACGCUAAAUUGGGUCCUGCCAAGGAAAUAUUUUCUGGAUUUCUGCCCAGUAAAGCUGUUUUCGAAGGCGACGGUCUGUACUUAAGUUUGGCAAUUUUAGGUGCCACAGUGAUGCCUCAUUCAUUGUAUUUGGGGUCGGGCGUGGUUCAACCGAGAUUAAGAGAGUACGAUAUCAAAAAUGGGCAUUACUUACCUGGCGUGGAUGAUAUGGACAACAAUCAUCAUAAUUAUAGACCAUCUUAUGAGGCGAUUAGCGAAACUUUACAUUAUACUAUUACAGAAUUGUUGGUUUCGUUGUUUACGGUGGCAUUGUUUGUAAACUGUGCCAUUCUUAUAGUCUCUGGGGCUACAUUAUACGGAUCUACUCAAAACGCUGAAGAAGCUGAUUUAUUUUCCAUCUACAACCUGCUGUGUAGCACUCUUUCCAAGGGCGCAGGUACCGUGUUCGUGCUAGCAUUGUUGUUUUCAGGACAAAGUGCCGGUAUUGUCUGUACAUUAAGUGGACAAAUGGUUAGUGAAGGGUUCCUAAACUGGACUGUUUCUCCAGCAUUGAGAAGGUCCGCUACGAGAGCGGUAGCCAUCACGCCCUGUUUGAUUUUAGUCCUUGUGGCCGGACGAAGUGGUCUCUCUGGGGCUUUAAACGCCUCGCAAGUGGUGCUUUCUCUGUUGUUACCCUUCGUAUCUGCACCAUUGCUCUAUUUCACUUCGAGCAAGAAGAUUAUGCGCGUACAGCUCAAUCGUAGCAAAGUACCCUCAAGAACUACAGACAAGCAAUAUGUGGGCGACCGUGGUGAGGAAGAUGAAACUAUCGAACUGGAAGAAAUGGGAAUGGGUGGCAGCAGUACCCAGGAACGCGGCCUAGUCUCUCCUGUCCCAGAAUACGAAGACAUGAGCAAUGGAAUAAUCGUGACGGUGCUUGCAGUCAUAGUGUGGCUGAUCAUUUCAGGGCUGAACUUCUACAUGCUAAUCGGUUUCACUACUGGCAAGGACGUUCACCUCUAA